Coprinopsis cinerea okayama7#130 is the source of this 5103-nucleotide messenger RNA. RefSeq lists its product as hypothetical. Bases 1 to 5103 code for a protein of 1700 amino acids. NCBI's taxonomy places the organism in Eukaryota, Fungi, Basidiomycota, Agaricomycetes, Agaricales, Psathyrellaceae. The record is from RefSeq and is a predicted model, not a curated record. The transcript is spliced from 9 exons.
AUGACCAGCUUCAAGUCGAUGCCUUCACCCUACUCACUAGCUGACUAUACCCUGGCGGUACCACACGACGACGACGGUGAUGGUUUGCUUCACCCGGCGAUGUUCCCUUCUCGCUUUGGUUCUGAUGCGUCUCCGCCUUUGACGAUUUAUUCUGCGGAUUUUGUGAUUGCUGCGGAGGGUGUUGUGGGUUUGGGGUUUAGUCCCGGUUCGAAGAGCUCGGGUUCAGGUUCGAGUUCGAAGUCGAAGACGAAGGAGGCAAGUCCCACCGGUCACGCAGGGACGACGUCGCGAGAGUCGUCGUCGUCCUCCAAAAGCCGGUCCGCUACUACUUCGCACACUACUGCGCAUCUGGGGGCUACGGGUGUCGGGACGCUUAGUCGGGUCCUUGGGAGUUUUGGAGUUACGACUCUUGGUCUUGAGGCGAGUGUGGAUUUGGGAGGGACGGCGGGUACGAGAGUUAGGGAAGGUUCUGGUAGUCGGACGGGUUAUGCUACGGCUACUGUUACGGUUGUGGAGGAGGUUAAUCUUGCUAGCCGUACUGCGACGCGUAGCGGAGGAGGGACUCCGGCGACGAGACACACGAGAGCUACUGUGACUGGGGAGGCGCGAACUACUACUACGGCGUCAAGGCCAACCGGAAGUACGGAUAGGGAACUUGAAUCGAAACCGACCGUGGUGGAGAUAAUCGAUGGAGCGGCUGGUAUUACGACCACGCUUGGGCGGGGAGCGCAGCAGACGGACGCAGCGCUGGGCAGUCUCGUUGGUGGAUAUCCUAUAUUCGUAUCUCGGACGGCGGGGGUUAUAGAGAUUAGUGUUCCUCCGAACCCUCUGGCCGUUAGCACUCAACCGGAUCCUGGACUGGACAACCAAACAGUAUCAUUGGACGAGUCGAUGCUGACUUUGACUAUUCCUUUGGAGACGGGAGUAGUGAACGGCACGGAAACCGGCAGUAUGGAAACGAGUGUACCGAGUGGUGAAGCUAGCACAAUCUCGCCGCUGAAGACAUCGUCGACGCCGUCAAGACCGUUCCCGGGAGGACUUUUGAAGCUACACACGAUGGCCUAUUCGGAUUCAGAAGAGGAACUUGAACAAGGCAUUGAAGAGGAUUUCUGGCCUAUUGUCGGAAUUCUUGCUGAAGACAAGAAACGGUAUAAAGUUCGCUGGGAUGGCACGGACCCGAAAACUGGGAGGCCCUGGCCUGACAGUUGGGUGCCCAAGGAAGACGUUACGGAAGAUGUAGAGGACGAUUGGAACGAUUUGCCCCUAGCAGAGCGCGAGAAACGCACUGCGGAACAGAAACAACUGGAGAAGCAGAAACGGAGACGAUCUUCGAAUAAAAGUGCGAAACGCGCUAGCACUAGUGCGGUGGGCAAGGCUAAGAGCGUUGUGACCGCGACCAAGUCGACGGUGUCCAAAGCUCGUGCGUCAACUUCGACGUCGACGACUGCGGUAUCGAAAAACCGGGAAGCUAUUGGCACGUUUGGGGAAUCUAUAUCUACCCACUCGCCCAGAGUCAAGCGAGAAGAGGAGCCUGUGUCAGUGGGUUCCUCGAAACCAUCCACGAAACAACGGGGCAAGAAACGGUCGCACGACGAGGACGACGAGGACACCCGCUCCACCGGGCCAAGCGCCCUCGCUAAAGCCUAUACAUCCGCCCACGAGAAACCCGGUCCUUCCAAGAAGAAGCUCAAGGUCGACCACCCACACGCAAAGUCCGACUCGAUGGUCAAACGGUCAUCUACACGGGCGCAACCAGCACCUCCUCAACGACCAAAGCCACGGCGUGCUCCAGACCCGGAACCCUCUUCUGACGAUGAUUCCGAGCUGGAGGUCGCCGCUGUUAUUUCACCUCAGAGGAGGCAGCAGGUGUCGACGAAACCACAGAACGCGUCGGCGAGGCACCAGCAAGCGUCUGGGCCCAGGGAUAAAUCCAAGCCUGUCAAGACUGACUGGAAGGGCAAGGGCAGGCAGGUUGACGAAGAUGACGAUGAAGAAGACUGGGUGGAUGAAGAUGCCAUGGAUGUCGAGGAUGAGGAGGAUGAAGAGGAGGUCAAGGUGGUGUCUUAUAAACCUCGUCCGAGGAAGAAGAAAUCACCGCCUGUUGAGGAGGCAUUUGUACCAGAAGAUGGAGACGAGUUUAUGGUGGAGGAGGAUUCAGAGGAAGAACCACCGGCACGGCCCAAGAAGUCAAAGUUCCCUGGCUCGAGCGAUGUGAGCAAGCCCUUCAAGCUCUCUGACAAAGUCGGACCGCCGAAGAAACCGAAGAGUAUCAAGUCGAAGGAUAAGGCCGGUCCCUCCAGACGAUCCAAACCUGUUGUUGAGUCGGAAGGGGAGGAGGAAUCCGUGGCGGAAACAGCUGCCUUGUCGAGGAGCCGCGAGUCCCACUCAUCUGCGAGCAACGGUCAACGGAAGUCGACAAAAGGCAAAGAGAAAGCCCCAGCCUCUGAGGGCGCCAGUGCGAAGAAAGGCGGGACUUCAUUGGAUGACCACUCUUCAGACGAGGAGUUGGAGAGAAGGACUGAACGGUCAGAGGCAUCGACUGCCCUGCCUCCGGUUGUGUAUGACGAGGAUGACAUUGACUCGAACGCGCACGAACUCAUGUAUCCUCCCGAAACUGACGAUGCUGCAGCAUCUCCCAAACGGAAUUCCAAGGGAAAACGAAGGACAGACGAUGAUACAGACGAGGAAGUGCCCGAGACGCAAUCUCUCGAAGAACAAUCGCGGCGGCUGGUCGCGACUCCGUCGCGAUCGCGGUUGAUCACACAGAUGAAACCAAAGACGCCAUCUGCCUCGAGGACGCCUGUCGUCGGUGAUGUGGUUGACCCAGUUCCGCCACCGCCCGAAUUGCUCGCCGCCUCCACCUCAUCCAAGCCCAGGGGGACCUCCAAGCAAAAGACACUCCAUCCCAUCCCGCAACUCUCACCCUCCAAAUUCGCUCAGUACAUCUCGUCGCAGAACGACUCGACGAUCGAAAACCCGGACGAUUCGCAGCAACUCCCUCAAAGUUCUGCUGAACAGAUCGAGCAAUUCGAUUCGCCUGAAAAGCGACCUCAAACUCGGAUUGCGAUCGCUGUGGCUACAUCUAAAUCCACUGCCUCGUCCUCUGUAAACGGGCGGAAGACCAGUCGACGAGGGUCUGAAGCUGAUUCUGACUACUGGACUGGGGAUGUAGUGCUAGCUCAAGGAUCUGAACCUCCCACUCCAGAUUUGCCGCGUCGGGCGCGGGCAGAACGACUGCAUGAGGAGUUCCAGCAGAAGAGGCGUAGUGAGACAGGGAGUUUCAAGGGUCCGCGGACGACUUUGGAGGACAUCCGCCGUUCGAGGUCGUCGCUCGCGCCGUCAGACGAGGAACAGGAACGUCAGCGCAGCCGUAGUCGGACGAGGUCACUCGAACCCCAGGAGCAUCCACCUUCUUCGCCCCCUCCUGUUCAAGACGAGCAGGAGCAGGAGCAAGUUGUGGUUGAUGAAGAAGACGAGUUUGGGGGACUGGAGUAUGUGGACGGGCCAUCUGAGGUGCCGGUUGUGGAGGUGGAGGAUUCGUUCGAGGAGCACCAGCAGCAGCAGACUGGGGCUGAUGUAACGCGGACGGAGACCCAGAUGGACGAGGAUGACGAUAACGAUGUGGUGGAGGUGAAGCCGGUGCAGGCGAUCCCGGAGGAAGAAGAAGAGUCGACACAGGAUUUGUUGCAUGAGAUGGAGGUGCACAAGGCGAUCAGCGAGGGUGUCGGCUCACCCUCGCCUGAACCUGUACAAGAACCUGGGCAAGACCAGCAGGAUGUAGAGAUGAUGCAAGACGUUUCGAUAAUACCGCAGCCUGGAACGCAACGUCGCGACUUGUCACCUGAGGUCGACAUGUCUGUGCCCGGUCCAUCACGUCCUCCUUCGAAAGCUCCCUCUGAGAGGCGAGUGCCUCGUCAUCAAGAGGAAUCUCAGGAGAUUCCAGCGACGUCCUCGAGCAAUCAGGACUCGUCGCAAGACACGAAUCCAAGCCUCGACUCUUCGCAACCCACAGGUGAUAAAUCUGCGGACCUCAAGGCCGUAUUAUCCCUUCUCAACGUCAAAUCGGAAGAGAUCGCUCGUUUGGAGAAGUUGCUCGCCGAUGAAAGAGUCAAGGUCGAAGAGCUCUCGAAGCAACUCGAGACUUCCAAGGACGAACUCGUACACGCAACGAGUAAGGUUGUUCAGCAACCAGACCAGUCCGCCGCCGUUGUCCAACUCCAAGCCGAACUCGACUCGACUAAAUCUGCCUACGAAGCCGACCGCAUCAAAUGGGAAGAGGAGAAGUUUAGGCUGGAGUUGGAGUUGAAGCGUGCGAUGGAGAGGAAGGACCUGGCGGAUCGGGAUUGCGCCUCGUUCAGGGAGCAGUACAUGAAAGCGUAUGCGGCCACGAGCGAGCUCCAGUCGGAGAAGAAGGACCUGCAGAAAGAGCUGGAGAUUGCGAAGAAGCAGACUGUGGAGGGCGUUGCUGCGAUCCGUGCCAUGUUUGACGGUCGGCUCAAAGAUCUGAAGAAGGACAGGGAUAAGUGGCAGCGCGUUGCCGAGUUUAUCAUGGAGAAGGAUAAGCGGACGAAUGAUGACAUUCGUAGGAGGGCUGCCGAGGAGCCUGAGGUUAGGCGCAGGUACCAGAAGUACAAGGAGAAGGCGGUUAUCCUAGAGCAAGAGAGGGAUAAUCUGCAUGCGGUGUUGGAGGAGAGGGAUGGGGAGAUUGAGGCACUCGAGGGUAGUUUGGCGGAUGAGAGGACGGAGAACGUUAAACUGCACGAGUCGGUGAAGGAGCUGAGGGAACAAGUCAGACUGUUGACGGAGCGUCGCGGCAGUUCUCAGCUCAGCCAGCCCGUGGUCUCUCAGCCUGUUCCUGUUUCUCAGCCCAUCGUGGCCCCAUCCCAACCAAGUCCGCACCUCAACGGAACGAGUAUUCCUGCGUCGUUGCCGCCCGAUCCCACCCCGACCGAUCCUACUCUCGUUGUCCGAUGUCAAUUCCGGUAUCCAGACAACCGCAUAUGCAACCACACCUUCGAAUCCAAGCAGGACUUGUACACGCAUAUGGUGUCGGUGGGCCAUAUACCCAAUAUCGGUGGUGACGCUCUGGACAACCUUGAUUGA